Messenger RNA from Puntigrus tetrazona (Sumatra barb), 478 nucleotides. Its product is annotated as cytochrome c oxidase assembly protein COX14 homolog. Bases 118 to 300 code for a protein of 60 amino acids. The transcript has 2 exons. The record is from RefSeq and is a predicted model, not a curated record. Lineage: Eukaryota; Metazoa; Chordata; Actinopteri; Cypriniformes; Cyprinidae.
UUCCGCCGCGCCGUACAGUUGCGAGAGUAACUGCGCAUGCGCACAAAGCGUUUGCCUGACAUUGAGGACGGAGCUGCGUUUCCUCGUAAUCCGAAUCGGGUUUAAAACAGAUCCGUCAUGCUCAGCGGGAAGCGCAUCGCUGAUGUGGGUUACAAGCUCUUCUCGGGCUCCAUGAUGCUGUUGACGGUGUACGGCGGGUACCUGUGCGUCCUGAGGGCUCAGCGGUACAUGCAGAGAAAGAAACAGCUGGAUCUGGCAACACAGAACGGGAACGCGUCUUCGGAAACCGUUAAAGACUGAAGACGCUGCUGUAAAUGAUCACUCAACUGGACACUGAUCGCGUCACAGGGGUUGGACAGUAUGUGGUCCAGCAGAAAACCACCUGCGUUCAUGACCCUCAAAGGGUUUAUUUGCCUUUUUGUGGAGUUCUGUGAGGUUUUAUGUGUUGUAAUAUAUUAAAUAUGCCUUGCGAAAUCUA